Molecule: messenger RNA, 2676 nt
Organism: Hermetia illucens (black soldier fly)
Lineage: Eukaryota; Metazoa; Arthropoda; Insecta; Diptera; Stratiomyidae
Gene: Gdh
Product: glutamate dehydrogenase, mitochondrial
Exons: 7
Coding region: 335-2026 (563 amino acids)
Biological process (GO): L-glutamate catabolic process
Cellular component (GO): mitochondrion
Molecular function (GO): L-glutamate dehydrogenase (NAD+) activity
Source: RefSeq, a predicted model, not a curated record
UUGCGCGGCCGUACAAAAACGCCGACAUAAGCUUUUGUGUGCGCAGACGUUGGAUUUUCUGGUCGAAUCUAGUGUCCAUCGUGAAUUCCACUUAGCUCCAAGUAUUCGAUUCAUCAGCAUAGAUACGUAUACGUCAUCUCGGCGCGAAAUACCUUCGGUAAUUUAGCUGGCGAAGGUGUUGGGCAGGCGAUUUGUCUUUGGCCGAGUAUUUCAGCGGAACGUUUAGUUGGCCGCGAGUGUUUCCGGAGUGCGGUUUAGCUUUUAUUGGUCGCAUCAAGUUCAAGUAGGUAGGGUUUAAGUGCUAUUAGUGAACGUCCCACACUUCGCUGGCAACAUGUAUCACUUGAAGUCUUUGGCUCGCACGGCUGCUGUGAAGCAGGAAGUCUCGACCCUGGUCAAGGCGCUGCCGACUGCCGUCUCGAACGUGCAGCAAUCCCGGUCGUUCACCGUAGAGCAUCAGAUCCCUGAUCGUCUGAAGGAUGUUCCGACCGCGAAGGACCCUCGCUUCUUCGACAUGGUCGAGUACUUCUUCCAUCGCGGCUGUCAAAUCGCCGAGGAGAAGCUCGUCGAAGAUAUGAAAGGCAAGAUGACUCUCGAGGAGAAGAAAAAGAAGGUCAAGGGAAUUCUGAUGCUUAUGCAACCAUGUGACCACAUCCUAGAAAUCGCGUUCCCGCUGCGACGUGACUCUGGCGAAUAUGAACUCAUCACGGGCUACCGGGCUCAGCACAGCACACAUCGUGUACCCACGAAGGGAGGUAUCCGUUUCUCGCUUGAUGUAUCACGUGAUGAGGUCAAAGCUUUGUCAGCUUUGAUGACAUUCAAAUGCGCUUGUGUCGAUGUACCAUUUGGUGGAGCUAAAGCUGGUCUGAAACUCAACCCAAAGGAAUAUUCUGAACAUGAAUUGGAGAAAAUUACACGUCGUUUCGCCCUUGAAUUGGCCAAGAAGGGUUUCAUUGGACCCGGCGUAGAUGUACCAGCCCCUGACAUGGGAACAGGUGAACGUGAAAUGUCUUGGAUUGCUGACACUUACGCCAAGACUAUUGGAUAUAUGGAUAUUAACGCUCAUGCUUGCGUCACUGGCAAACCAAUUAACCAGGGAGGUAUUCAUGGUCGUGUAUCUGCAACAGGACGUGGUGUUUUCCACGGUUUGGAAAAUUUCAUCAAUGAAGCUAAUUACAUGAGCAUGAUUGGUACCACACCUGGUUGGGGAGGCAAAACUUUCAUUGUUCAAGGUUUCGGUAAUGUCGGCCUUCACACCUGCAGAUAUCUAGUCCGUGCUGGUGCUACCUGCAUUGGUAUCAUUGAACAUGAUGGAUCUAUUUUCAACCCUGAUGGAAUUGACCCAAAACUACUUGAAGACUACAAAAACGACAACGGAACAAUUGUCGGUUAUCCACACGCUAAACCCUAUGAAGGUGAAAAUCUUAUGUACGAAAAGUGCGAUAUUUUCGUACCAGCUGCCGUUGAAAAAGUCAUCAACAGUGAAAACGCUCACUUGAUCCAAGCUAAAAUCAUUGCCGAAGCUGCCAACGGACCAACAACACCAGCUGCUGACAAAAUUUUGAUCGAUCGUAACAUUCUAGUUAUUCCAGAUUUAUACAUCAACGCCGGUGGUGUAACAGUAUCAUUCUUCGAAUGGUUGAAAAAUUUGAACCACGUUUCAUAUGGUCGUCUCACAUUCAAAUAUGAACGGGAAUCAAACUACCAUCUCCUGGCUUCUGUUCAGCAGUCUAUUGAAAGAUUUAUACUUGAUGAAUCUGUUCAGGAAUCUUUGGAACGUCGUUUUGGACGUGUGGGUGGACGCAUUCCAGUCACCCCAUCCGAGGCCUUCCAGAAACGCAUUUCCGGUGCUUCAGAGAAGGAUAUCGUGCACUCUGGCUUGGACUACACCAUGGAACGUUCGGCUCGCGCCAUCAUGAAGACAGCCAUGCGCUACAAUUUGGGCUUGGACUUGAGAACGGCUGCUUACGUUAAUUCAAUCGAGAAGAUCUUCACUACAUACAGAGAUGCUGGUUUGGCUUUCUAGGCCUGCGAUAUGUUUUCGUAUUAAGGACACAAUCAAAAAGACCAUAUCCUGAGAACAAAUCGUGCACUGACCGAAACUCAAUACUAUCGUUUCUCCAAAAAACCUGCCAUUACAUGAUACAUUAUUACUCCACCUAAUCAAUUUAAUUCAGAUGCGAACCAACAUUUUAAUAAUAUCUAUCUACCCCGAACGAGAAGAAUUCUCCCGGAAAGUUGUUAGGAAACAGUUGGCCUCGAACGCUAGUAAUGUAAAGUAGGGACGUAACAUAAAUACAACCAAUUUUAAAUGUCAUUUAUUUAGUGUAAAGUGCAUUUUCAAUGGAACAUUUUCCGUUUUAUAACAAAUACUUAAUAUUAGAUAAAUAAAAAGAAAUAUACAAUUGACUAAAAUGUAAGAUCGAGGAAAAUCGGAAUAGUAAUAGCUUAAUCGAAAAAAGCCUAGGAAUAUUCACACGAAAUAUGAAAUUAUCGCUGGAGGUCACAAUGAAAUCUUCAAGCCAACAUCCAACACGCCGUUUUUCGCAAUAGGAUAUCAUGUUCUUUUUGUUAUGGAAGAAAGUAAAUAUUUCUUUUGCAUGCUAAUGUAAUUUAUAAAGUGUAAGCGGAAAGUACUUCCUUAUUUUAAACAAUAAAACAUUCAACUUAAAAGAA